GGAGGUGAUUUUUUAAAGGAGUUGGCAGGAAGCUGGGCUGGCUCCUUCAUUCGCUGGCUAGGCUGACCCUGAGCAGGAGCGGCCGGAGCCUGCGGGGGCUGGCCGGGCAGACACCCCCACUGUGACCGGUGCUGGGCGGCCGGGCGGACAGAAGCGGGGCGCCGGGAGAGCGGCAGCCGCACACAGCGACAUGGGCGCGGGCAGCUCGGUGGAGCAGCAGAGUCCGCAGGACGCGCCCACUGCAGCAGCGGAGUCCGAGCCCGCCAGUCCGGAGGCGGCGGCGGUGGCGGCAGCGGCGCCGCUUGAGCAGCCCGAGGACCCCGCCAAGCUUUUACAGAAGAAUGGACAGAUAUCCAACAUUAAUGGUAUAGCGGAAGAGCAAGUGGAGCUGAACCUCCAGCCAGGGGAGCUGAAUGGACAGCAGACAGAAACAGUUGUAACAGAUGUUGGACAAAGAGACCCUGCAAAUGUGAUUGUAAAAGAAGAGCUAGUUGAAAAUAUGGAAGUCAUGCCACCAGAAUCAACUGAUAAGGAUGGUGUUGAAGAUGGACAGAAAGAUGUUCAAGAAGCUAACGAACAGUUGCCAUCAGAAGAAGAAAAAGUAGAAGAGUUAGAACAGCCCAGUGAAUCUCAGUCUAAUGAUGUUGGAUUUAAAAAGGUUUUUAAAUUUGUUGGUUUCAAGUUUACUGUUAAAAAAGAUAAGACUGAAAAGUCUGAACCUGUUCAGCUACUGACUGUUAAAAAAGAAGAAGCAGAAGUGGCAGCAAAUGGAGCUGGAGAUCAUAAAGAAGUCAAGUUAGAAGUGGUGGAGGAAGCAACAGAAAGUGAGGUGACCCAGCCUGCAGAAAAGACUGAAGAAGAACCAAAGAAUGAGGAACGGAAAGAUGAAUCUCUUCCUGAAAAAGUAGCAGAAAGCCCAAGUGAGGAAGAGGCAGAAGGAAAAAAAGAACCUAGCAAGUCACCAGAGUCUCCAACAGAUGGAUUAGUUAAUGAAACCGCAUCACCACUAAGAAAAUUCUUUACUCAGGGUUGGGCUGGGUUUAGGAAAAAGACAAGUUUUAGGAAGCCUAAAGAGGAUGAGCAGCAGACUCCUGAAAAAGAAAAGGAAGAGCAAGAAAGGGAAGUGGCAGAGGUCCCAGUAGAAGCACAUGAGAAGGAGAAAACUGAGAAAGAAAUGGAAGAGCAAGAAAGGGAAGUGACAGAGAUCCAAGUAGAAGCAAGUUUGAAGGAGGAAGUUAUUAUUCCUUCUGAACAGUCACUUCCACAAGAGACCAUUGAAAGUGUAAACAAGGAAUCUGAAGUGUCCUUUGAAGAAAAAGUAGACCUAUCCCCUGAAGAAAAAACAAAACCAGUGAAAGAAUGUAAAAUAUCCUUAGAAGAAAAAACUGAAAUACACUUUGAAGAGAAAUCUGAACUACCAGCUCCCACAACCAUGGAACUAUUUGAUGAAAAAUUAGAAAAAUCUAAAGAAGAAUCUGAACCUAUAGCUCCAAUGACAACAGAAGUGUUUGGUGAAAAAAUUGAGAAACCUGAACCAAAAGCUCCACUGGCAACUGAAAUCUUUGAUGAAAAGUUAGAGGAAGAAGUUCAUGUUAGCACUACAGAGGCAAAAGAGGUUAAAACAAAUGAGAGAGAACAGAUGCCCUCCUCAGCUUCUGAACAAUCAGUUGAAGGAAAUGGUGAGCUACAAAGAAUUCAACCCACUGAGGAACAACUAAAGGCCAAAGGAACAGUAUGCAUAGUAGUAGACGACCACAUCAAGCAAACAGAACCAAGCCCUGAAGAUGCAGCUGCAUGUAAGCCUCCAGAAGGCAUCACCACUGAGGUUGAACUGUUGUCAUCACAAGAAAGAGCCAAAGUGCAAGGCAGCCCCCUAAAGAAACUUUUUACAGGAACUGGCUUAAAGAAGCUUUCUGGAAAGAAGCAUAAAGGAAAGAGAGAAGAAACUAAGCCAGGGGAACAAGUAGAACAAAUUCAACAUUUAGCUGAUUCCCCAGAAAGUCCAGAAGAACAAAAGGCAGAGAGCUCUGCCUCUUCACCUGAAGAAUCAACAGAGCCUCCUUCCGUGGAGAAAGCCAUAGAUGCAACACAGGUCACUGAAACUGAAGAAGGAGUAAUUUCAGAUGUAGAGAGAAAAAGAGAGUGUGUAACUCCUUGGGCAUCGUUUAAAAAGAUGGUGACUCCCAAGAAACGUGUCAGAAGGCUUUCUGAAAGUGACAAAGAAGAAGAAAUUGAUAAGGCAAAGAGUGCUACGUUGUCUUCUACUGAAAGUGCAGUCUCUGAAAAUCAGGAAGAAACUAAAGUAAAUGGUGAGGAGCAGAAGCUAGAAAAAAGCACAGAAGAGCCAAAACGAAAGGUUGAUACUUCUGUAUCAUGGGAAGCCUUAAUUUGUGUAGGCUCCUCUAAGAGAAGAGCUAGGAAAUCCUCCUCUUCUGAUGAGGAAGUAGGACAGAGGCUUGCUCAAGAAGGCCAAAAAAUAGAUGAAGUUGGUCAAGGCAAAGAAACUGCACCAGACAUGAUCCUAACUAGUUCCCAAGAAAGUGAUCAAGGACAAGGAAGUUCCUCACCAGAACAAGCUGGAAGUCCAUCUGAAGGAGAGGGUGUUUCAACCUGGGAAUCAUUUAAAAGAUUAGUCACUCCAAGAAGAAAAUCCAAAACCAAAAUGGAAGAGAGAACUGAAGAAUCUGUGUUAGUUUCCAGCAUUGAACAUUCUACUUCAGAUGUUGAACCUGGAAAAGAAGAAACAUGGGUUUCAUUUAAAAAAUUAAUACCUGGUCGUCGGAAGAAAAAGUCAGAUGGGAAGCCAGAACAAGCUUGUGUUGAGGAAGCUGGAGAAGAGAUGAGAGAAACCACUGAAGAAGACUCUGAUGUUCCAGCUGUUGUUCCUUUAUCUGAGUAUGAAGCAGCUGAACAAGAGAAAAUUGAGGCCCAACAAGCAACACAAGGUGAGGCAAUAAGGGAAGAAACUUUAGAUGAAAAGAGAGCUGAAAAAUUAGAAGAUACCUUAAUUAUUGAGCAAUUUAAUGAAGGACUGGUUCAUGCAGUUACUGUGACUGUUGUAGAGGGGGAGAGAGCAGUUACCAGUAUUGAAGAAAGGUCACCAUCUUGGAUAUCCGCUACUGUGACGGAGUCCAUUGAACAGGAAAAAGAUGAAGAUGAACAAACUGAGCAGAUAUUUGAAACUGAAGUUGUUGUAGAAAAGACAUUGGUGGUUUCUAAAACUUUGCCAGAGUUGAGAAAGGACAUAAGUGAUGAUACUAUAGUAAGUGAGCUGGAGUUAACAUCAGAAGCAUUGACAGCACUGGAAGAGGCAACAGAAGUUUCCUGUGGUGAAGAAGCAACAGAAGUGUCCCUUGCAGAGGAGACGACUGAGAUGGUUUCUGCAGUGUCACAGUUAACUGAAUCCCCAGAUACUACAGAAGAAGUUACACCUGUUCAGGAGAUAGAAGGGACUGAGCAAAACUUAAAAGAAUUAAACAAACAAACACAGGAAAUUCUUGAGGAGGUUGUACAAAGAGUGAAGCUAUCAGAUGAAGUACAGAUGAUUAGUGAAAGAACUGUGACUGGAGUCAUAAUUCAGUCAGUGCAGAAAAUUGGAUCUGAAAUGAAAGAUGAAGCUAGUGAAGCUACACUCAUAUGCAAAAAAACUGUGUUGGUUGAACAGUCCUUAAACAAAGAAGAACCUGAAGAGGCUGACAUUCAACACAUGGAAAGUGCAGGAAGUGUUGGAGGCAGAAAUGAAGCUGAUGGAAGUGUUCUACAGGAAGUGUCAGAGAUGAGUGAAAAGUGUGCAGUAAUGAAGGAACACAUAGAAGAAGCUAAAAGUCUGGAUAGAUUGGCAGAUGAAAGUCAAUGGCAAGAAACUGAACAAGCAUUUAUAGAAAGACAUGAAGAAAUGUCUGAAGUAGAAAGGAUUCUAGAGAAAGGUAAAUUGAAAGACGAGGAAUUUUACAGUAGUGUCACAAUAACUACCAAAGCAGAGCAUGAAGUGAAAGCGGAGUAUGUUACCGUAGUAAAACAACAAGAAAUUUCAACCGAAGAGGCCAAAAUGAAUGUAAAAGUAGUAAUUCCAGGUGAAAUCGCAGAUGAAGGUGCUCUAGAAGUGGAUGGAUCUGAAAGUGAACCACAUGAAGCAAAGCUUGAGAUGUUCCAGGAAUUUAAGCAAGUGGUGGACAUGGUGCCUAACUUAGAAUCAAAAUGCAUGAAAGUAACUGUAACAGAAGCCCCUUUGCAGAGUGAGGCAGAAGAUGCCAUGCUCUCUUCAGAAUCAAAACGUACAGAAGCAGCUGCAGCUCAGUCCCCCAUACAGAGUCAGGGGACUGACAUCCCAGCGCAGAGUAAAAGGGAACAUGCCAGGGAGGCCUUAGAACCAAAAUGCACAGAAGCACUUGUAGAUGAGGCCUCUGUGCAGAGUGGGAUAACUGAGGUUCCUGUGAAGAAUGAGGUGGAAGAUGCCGUGCUCAUCUUAGACUCAGAAUGCACUGAAGCAGUUGCAACUGAAGCUCCAGUGCAGAGUGAUGUAACUGAGGCCUCUGUGCAAAGCGAGGGGCAAGAUGCUAUGCUUACCUGGGAAUCUAAGGGCACCGAGGCCACUGUGCAGAGUGAGGUGGAAGGAAUUGCUACUGAGGGGGUGAUGCAGAGUGAGAUAACUGAGGCUCCUGUGAAGAAAGAGGUGGAAGGUGCCGUGCUUAUCUUAGAAGCCGAAUGCACUGAAACACUUUCAUCUGAGGCUCCAAUGCAGAGUGAUGUGACUGAGGCCGCUGUGCAAAAUGAGGUGGAAGAUGCUGUGCGUGUUGUAGAAAAAGAAUGCACAGAAGCACUUGCAGCUGAGGCUCCCAUGCAAAGUGAGGUGCAAAAUGCCUUGCUUUUCUUGGAAUCCGAAUGCACAGAAGCAAUUGCUGCUGAGGCCACUGUGCAGAGUGAGGUAACUGAGGAGGCUACAGUGCAGAAUGAGGUGGACGAUUCCAUGCUUACCUUAGAAUCAACAUGCACAGAAAUCACUGCAAUCGAGACCACCGUGAAGAAUGAGGGAACUGAGAUCCCUGUGCAGAGUGAGAUGGAAAAUGCCCUGCUCUCCUUAGAAUCAAAAUGCACAGAGAUGAUUGUAACUGGGGGUGCAAUGCAGAGUGGGGUAACUGAGGCACCUGGGAAGACAGCGGUAGAAGAUGCUGUGCUUACCUUGGAAUCGGAACACGCUGAAGCGGUGGCAGCUGAGGCUCCCAUGCAGAAUGAUGUAGAAGAUGCGCCAUCUAACCUAGAAUCAGAAUACCCAGGGGCAGUUGUAAAUGGGGCCCCUCUACAGAGCGACACAUGUCCUAAAGAACAGCCUGUGUGUGGAAAGGGAGACGAAGAGGAGCCUAUGGAAGCAAAACCAACACUUCUACUGACUGCCACAAGUUCAAAUGACAAUCAGCGAGAGGAAACCAAGUUGGAGCUAAUGACGGAAGUGGAGAAAGAUUUGUUUGAAUCUGGAAAAUUGGAACUUGCAGGCAGUGAUAAACUUUAUUCAACUCCAGUGCAGCAAGAGAUUUUAGCUGUGCAGCUAGAAGAUACUGGCUCACCCAUUCCUAGUAUUGAAAGCUCUGAGGCUCAAAAAGCAUCUGUGCCUGUAACAGCUGCAGCAGUUGAAGAACAAAUCAUUGCAGAAACUGUAACAUCUAUGGAAACCUCAGCUGAAACUUUAGAGCUUUUAGCAGCAGUGCCUGCAAAACUAUUUCCUGAACUAGUCCAAGAUAUUACCAUUGCUCAUUCAGGAUUUGAGGCUGCAGACAGUAGGAGUGAAGAAACUGCAACAGUGUCAGUAUCAGAGAUGACCGCUGCAAUGGUGGAUGGAAAGAUUGAGAAAGCAACAAGCUGCACACAACCUGAUUUGAUCCAAAAAGAUUACGUGGAUGACACAACCCAGGGGAAGGAACAACGGAAGCCAGAGUGUAGGGAAGAAGCUGGGGAAAAACUAGUUUCUCAACAUACAGAAAGUCCAUCUGUAACCCACAUAGAAUUCGAAAAAGAUAUUGUUCAGCCUGUCACUAUAGAAUCUGAGAGUACAAAAAUUGUAUUAAAGAUAAUUCAGACUGUGGUUGACAAAUUUGAAAGAACAGAAGAGCCAGCUGCUGUGUGCAUGGCAUCUGAAUCGCAGCAGCAGAUUAAAUCAACAGAUGGAAAUCAAAAAGAUAUAAAUAUAUCUGAAGUUCAGGAAAGUGUGCAGGCUCAUCAGCAGCUUCUUGUAAAAGGUGAAAAGACAGUAGAGGAUAAAGAACAAGAGUUCCAGCAACCAAGUACAGUCAAACAUACUAUUUUAACACAGUCUGCAGAGAAACGAGCUACUCUAGAACAAACAGAAGAUUUGCCAUUAAUUUCUGAUAUGUCAAAAGAAGUUGAAAUUCAGGAUUCAGGAAAGAUUGUAGCUGUCACUGAAGAUGUUUCAAGUGAAAGUUUAGAGGCUCAAAACUCAGCGAUAGAUAUGAGUGUUUCAGAAGAUUUAUCCAAAGAGACAAGAACGGACCAACCAAAGCUAAAGGAAAAAGAAGCAGGGCAGACUGUGGCCACCCAAGAGAGAUAUAUGGUUCAGCAAACACAUAUAGAAAAGAAGGAAGACAAACAUAGCCAACCAGUGGAAGACAUGAAGAGACACACAGAGGAAGAUGUAAAAGAAUAUGCAUCUUGUGGGAGUCCGCAAUCAAAGUCAGAGCUCACCAAAUCUUGAGGUCCAAUCUGUUCUGUUAAAUGUGUGUGUUACAUUUGGAGAGACCAGAAUGUGAAGAAGGCAAGAGCAGAAAGUGGAAUCUGCUAAUUGGUCUGUAGACCAAUGUUUCUGAAUUGUGAGAUUAGACCAUCAAUAUCUGACAUCAUUCCUUGAGAGUAGCUGACAAUCCUGAGGAAAUAUCAGGAGCUUUAGUCAUCGCCCUCUACUCUUGGAUGUUAACACUUCCUCUUUUCAAGACUUCUUGAUUUUUGUUUGAUAAAAUGAUUUGAAAAAAGUGAUGUCUUUGAUUAAAUGCUUUCCAUAGCCUAAUGGCAAUGCCCAGUUUCUGUUGUUCCAGAUUUCCCCUUCUAACAUGCUUCCAAAACUGGAGUGUAAUUCUUGAUGUAUUUAUAUGUAUAUCAUAAACCCAGUUCUGAUUUUAAUGUAUAUUCUCUAUCUUAUGUUAAAAAUGCAAAAUGAUAUACAUUUGCAUCACUAUAUGAAACUAAGUGCAUGUGACCAUGGUGAAGCACUGUGAGUGAGCUACAGCUGGCCACAAAUUAUCCCCAUGAAAUUUAGGCAGGUUUUCCACUUAGUGAAAAAGUGUAAGAACUGAUAUUUAAGGCAUUAUGCUAGUUGUUGUUCCUGCUUCCAUAAAAGAGCAUUCAUGCUCAAAAGGUGUACAUUUCCUAUUUGGAAACCUACUGAUGUAAAUUAUUAGGCAAAAGUUAAUUUUGCAUCACUUCCUCUAUAGGAAGUGAACUAUAAUUUUCUUGAAAACAUUUAAAGUUCACUUUAUUGCAAUUUGAUUUCUCUGACAGCACCUGGUGGAAGCUGGAAGUCCUUGAGAGUUACAAAUUUAUCCAUUUCAAAUUGUUCAGCAACCUUGAAAUGGCGAUUUCAAGAAAUUAUUUUCCUUAAAUCUCUGAGACAAUAUUUCAGCGUUAUGAAGAAAAGGAUUAACUGUUCUUAUUUUUGCAUUCUAAUAUUAUCCUGUCUCCUGGACCACACAAAUGCCAUGAAAUGAGACGUUGUUUUUAAAAAAAUGUUUUGAUAGAUACUGGAUUAUGUCCGCUCCAUAUUUAUGCCCAUUUUUUUUCAGAACAGUGUGUUUCAUUAUGCUCAUGUACAUUUGGCAGAUUGUGAUUUCUGAAAAUGAUUUAAAUAAAAUCUUUGCCUAUACUUAGCUCUGUUGGUUUUAAUUAAGACUUAGCAAACCUGGAACAAAAUAUUUCUCAAUUUUUGUCAGGUGUUAAGUUACAAGUGUAAAUCAGUGCACACAUAAAACUGGGCAGGCUUGAAAUAUUAAAUAACUGAACAAUUAUUAAAUGUUUAAAGUAUUCUGUACUCGACCUUCCAGGCACAGAACAAGAAUGGUGGGUCGUCAGUAGUUUUAGAUCUGGUUUCUAAAAUAAAUGUUAUAUGUUGCACUUUGUGAACUUCACACCAUUCUGGUUGAGCAAGAUGUUGACCAAUAACUUCAUUAUCCUAUCUGUAUAGUAAUUUAUUUUAAAAUGAACUGUUUCCUUCUAAUGUACCAAAUGUUCUUGUUAGGGCAGGUGCCUCCCAGUCUCUAGGGCUGCACAGUGUGCAAACAAAGAAAUGUGACGGAUUGCACCAUCUGGUGGUGGUUUUCUGCAACUUGCAACUUGUUACUCAGAAAAAGUAUGUUAGCCAACUAAUUCAGCUCUGGCAAGCAGAUAUGUGUUUCUCCUAAAAUGUGUAUAAAACAACACAUGCAUCUGCUAACAAAAUAUGGUCAUGUCUGCACAUACACGCUUACAAUGGCACAGCUAUACCAAUACAGCUGUGCUUCUAUAAGAUUGCUUGUGUAGCCACAUUAUGCCUAUGGGAGAGAGAGCUCUCCCAUUAACAUAAAACCAACUCAACGAGUGGUGGUAGCUAUGUCAGCGAGAUGCAGUGCUGUGUACCCAAGUGUUUAUGCCGGCAAAGCUUAUGUCACUCAGGGAUGUGGGUUUUUUCGCACACCCCCGAAUGUCAAAAGUUUUCCUGACAUAAGUGUUAGUGUAGACAUGCCUUAGUCUUGAGCGGAAAAGUGACAGGAUCCUUGUGCUGUAAGGGCUGAAUGAGACUUCCAAAUAUCAGGUUGUUUGAGUAUCUUCCCGCUGUAUUUGGCAUAAACCAUCUCAUCACAAAAUGUUGGAGCAGGGAGAUACUGGUCAUCAGGAGUAAGAAACACAAAGUAUUUUCUGCAGAAAUAUCCAGUUAUGUAAAGUGUUUAUAGCUAUCUUCUGAACAUUUUAGGGUACAUUAAAAAAUUAGUUUUACAGUUCUCUUUUUUUCUUCAUUUUUACUCUCUCUCCUCUCACCCCUUUGCUACUCUCUGUAAGAAGCACUCAAAGUGCUUAGCCCAGGAACAAUGUUUGUGUUUUGUUUUGUUUUUUUAAACUUCUAAUUUAUCUGCUAAAAUUUCUCUGAAGUCUUCCCCCCCCCCCCUUGACAAUCUUAACUGUAGUUGAAUAUCACUUCAAUCCUAAAAUUGGGAAACUAUUCUGAGUUAAGAGCAGGUCUUUAGUAACUUGUACUACAGGCAGACGUUGCUGCAGUAAAACAUUUAACCUGGGACACCUUAACCCUAAAAAACAACCUAGUGCUCAGAACCUUUGAAUCCCUUCUUUCAGCUCACUCAUAUUUUAACAGAAGUUAGUUGUGCAUAUGAGACUUGGAGAAACAUUUAUAUGAAGCCUCAAGACACUUUGAUACUGUACUUAAAAUGAAUUAGGAUCUUCACUCUGCUCUGAGGACUUUGAUUUUACCUGACAUAAUGCACACGCACUCUGUGUGUGUAUAACAUUGAAAGGAGAGGUUGGUAUAAUUAACAGAUGGGACUCUGGGGAUGCCCAGAAAAAAGAAGUGUCCUUUAGCUCUCUAAAAAGUCAAUAUUCUCCUACAAAGAACAUGGCAGAAAGGGCCUUAUUUUUGGCCCAAUUAUAAAUGAUGCCAAUCUGCAUUGUCACCGGUGCAACUUGCUAGGGUACUCCCUGAGUAAAGAUUUUUCUUAACUCACAGAAAAAUAUAUAAAAGUUUAAAGUUGAGAAAUGUGAUAUCAAACAAUCCAGUCUGUCUUUCCUUAGUGGCAACUUUCCCCCUUAUCUUUGGGCAUGAAUUACAAAAGUAAUUCUGACAAUGGCUGUCAGUUCCCAGAGGUUAUGUUGCUUGCAUUAUUUGUGCUUUUUAUAACACCAUGCAAAAGUGAAAUCGGUUAUGUUUGUACAAAAUUAUAUACCUAUGUACGUUAAGCCAUAUUGCAAUAACUGCAACAGGUAAAACAAAACAAUAGCAUGACCUGUGUAAACCUUUGUAGCUCCAAAGCUGUUAAUAAUAUGUAAAGUUAUUUCUUGCCUAAACCUCAUUUAAAGAAAGCUAGCUUUUAUCAAAAUGUAAAUUAUGUUGGUAGAAGCUGAGAAGCAAGUGCUUAAUCUUGCUUGUUUUUUAUAUUAAUCCUGGGCCUAGCUAAGCAAUGCAACAAAUGUUAACUGUAUAACCAAUGUUUCUUCUUGUAACAGACACCUAUAAAAUAUGGCACCAUUAAGACCUUCCUAAUGGUGCAAGGAACAUCUCUCUACAUACAGAUACUACUUUGUUCCAGCGUAUUGCUUUGGCCCCUGAAAUACUCACGCUGCAACCUGUAGCUUGUGCUUAAACUCCAAACUUGCAGCUUCCUCUAAUCCAAUGUACUGAGUUAAAAAAUGUUGAUUUUUCUAUUUUGUUUUUAAGGUAGAUUUUCACUGACUAAAUAAAGUACAACCACAAGUUCAUUCUAA
Molecule: messenger RNA, 10467 nt
Organism: Gopherus evgoodei (Goodes thornscrub tortoise)
Lineage: Eukaryota; Metazoa; Chordata; Testudines; Testudinidae
Gene: AKAP12
Product: A-kinase anchoring protein 12
Exons: 4
Coding region: 191-6703 (2170 amino acids)
Biological process (GO): signal transduction; regulation of protein kinase C signaling
Cellular component (GO): cytoplasm
Molecular function (GO): protein kinase A binding; calmodulin binding
Source: RefSeq, a predicted model, not a curated record